AUUAAACUUAACGUAUAUUUUUCCUCUGUCUUUCUUUGAUCUCAUCAACCGCCGAUGUCCAACACCGUGUGAACUUGAAAUGCAUCCAGCAGUCAGACAAUGUGUACGUGGCCAUUUUCACCUACACGGCCUUGUACAACGACGACAUGAGCUUCAACAAAGGCCAGAGGAUGGUGGUUCUUGAUAAAUCAACAGACUGGUGGAAGGUUCGGUUUAUCAAAAGUAAUCAGGAAGGUUUCAUCCCGAGUAACUACGUGGUGCCAGCUAAUUCUGUUGAGAAAGAAGAGUGGUUCUUCAAGAACACGAGGCGAAGCGACGCUGAAAAUCUGCUGCUGUUGAAAGGAAACACCAACGGCUCCUUUCUCAUUCGCGAAAGCGAGACUGUGAAAGACAGCUACUCUCUGUCGAUACGCGACGAACACAUGGUGAAGCAUUACAAGAUCCGCCGCAUGGACAACGGAGGGGUUUACAUCUCAACGCGCAAUGUCUUCCAAAGUUUGCAUGAACUCGUCAACCAUUAUCAGAGCACCAAUGCUGGGCUCUGCCAGCGAUUGACAGAUCCUUGUCGGAGUGUCACCCCAGCCCAGCCGUUUGAACAUAACACGUGGGAGAUCGAUCGGAGGGACCUCAAAGACAUUGCAAAGCUUGGAAGUGGCCAGUUCGGAGAAGUCUGGUUGGCCCUCUACAAGCAGAACAUGAAGGUGGCGGUGAAGAAGCUUCGAGAGGGAAGCAUGUCUUGCGAAGCCUUCCUCGGCGAGGCGAACAUCAUGAAGACCCUGCGGCACGAGCGACUCGUGCAGCUGUACGCGGUCGUGUCAUCGGAGCCCAUCCUCAUCAUCACCGAGUACAUGGAGAAAGGUAGCAUGCUGGACUUCCUGCGCAGUGAGGAGGGGAAAGAGGUGCGGAUUCCGAGGCUCAUCCUCAUGGCAGCAGAGGUCGCGGAUGGCAUGCAUCACCUGGAGAAGAUGCGUUACGUCCACCGAGAUCUGCGGGCGGCAAAUGUGCUGGUGAACAGCUUGCUGAACUGCAAGGUCGCCGACUUUGGGCUGACACGCAUCGUCGAAGAUAACGAAUACACGUCCAAAGCAGGUACCAAAUUCCCAAUCAGAUGGACAGCACCGGAGGCGAUGCAUUUUGGCCACUUCACCACCAAGUCUGACGUGUGGUCAUUCGGGGUCCUCCUCACGGAGAUGAUCACUUAUGGAAAGAUCCCAUAUGCAGGGAUGUCACACCAGCAACUGAUCUCGAACCUGGAUAAAGGAUUCCGCAUGCCCUGCCCAGUAAACUGCCCAAGCGAACUCUACGAUCAGAUUUUGCAGUGCUGGAACGAGAAAGCGGAAGAAAGGCCCACCUUUGAGUUCCUGCAGGAUAUGCUCUACGACUUCCACAUUAGCACCGAAGCACAAUAUCAGUAGGCAAUGCUGGAAUAAUGCACUGAAAAUGUUUACAAAAAUGAAUAUUGAUUGUAUGUAUUGUAUGUAUGUCGAACUUCGUUCGCACCGUACGUAGCCAACCGUGCUAAUUGGAGGUGCGGGGGAAGGACAACAAACGAAACACAUAAAUCAGUUCGAAAGAAAUGAGUUCUCAAUCUAUAUGAUUUAAAAGUGCAUACAUAGCUCCAGUGGCUUCCUAAUAUCGGAAGGAGGAGCGUUCCAGACAGCCGCAGAAGCGCAUCUGAAAGCGCCACGCGGUGCAUUGUGGCCGUCUCUGUUCGACGGUGAGUGUACAGGGGUGCAGCUUUGUUAGCAUGAGCCCUGUUGCAAAGAAUCACAGGUGACCCUCCCCUGGCCAAUACUAUCGCUCUUUGUCGUCUGGUGCCUGAGCCACUCUGGCCCACAGGUGGUGCUGGUGCAGGUGCACCGCCUGCGUUCUCAACAACUAUGCCACUGUGAUUGUGGUAUUCGUUUUUUUUUUACCAUUGUCUACAUAUCUUAUUUUGUAUAGCACUGAUCUCACCUCUUUCAAUGAGGUGUGUGUGGAGAGAUAAUAACAUUGAGGCUAAAAAAAACUCAUACAUUCGUGAAUGCCUGGAAUUAAUCACGUGGGGUUUUUUUUGUCAUCGUAUUUAUUAAGCGACAGAAAGAAACGGAUGGUACUCUUUGGCUCUUUCGGUAAAGUCACGUAGGUCGAAAUAAACGAAAACAAAUCACGACGUUUCGAUCGCAACACAAGCAAUCCUCAUCAGGUGGAACAACCACAGCAAGAAGUAUGCGAGAGAGCUGUCGUGGCAAGAGGUUAUAUAGGUAAGGAAGGGGGGGGGGGAGCAAGGGGGGAGAGACAGAGAGAGAGAGAGAGGGGGGUGGUAAAUUUGGACGUGACACGUUUCUGCAGGCCAAUCUUGCGAGUGGCGUUAUGAUGGAAUGGGAACGUUUGGACGUUCUGCCUUCACAGCAUUUUUCCUUGCCACGAUUUUGAAUCGAGGGAACUGCAUCUAAGCGUAGCCUGGCGUGUGGUGAGGCGGGCGGGGGGGAGGAGACGGUGGGUAGAAUUUAUUACAAGUUUUACAAGUGAAUGCUGGAAGUGACGCAGUUGUCCAAACACGCCGUUGUGUUUUCUUUAGCACGCUUUGCGCACAAGCGUUGUUUGCCGUUUCGAUCCCCCGUCUCAAAGUGUUACCCAAAGACCGCCGCCCCUCUCGAGCGCACGGAGACUCAGUACUGCUGAUUCAGUCCACGCCAGCCAUUGAUUUGCCGCAGAUAAGAAGAAGCGGGCAUCGCUUUCAAUGCUGUCGUACGUCUCCCCCCAUCACCCCACCCCACCCGGCAUACACACAUGGGAAGUGUUGUGUUGUUGUUGUUGGAGCACUACAAAUGUUGACCACAGGCAAAGCGAGGGGUUUGCACAAAUGUGGCGACACUUAGCUCGUACUAAAUGGGGAUGAAUAGUGAGAUUGAGAAUUACCACUCAGCAUGAUGUUUUGGUACUUGAGGUGUAAGGAUAAGAUGGGUUCUUUGGUUGAUUUCUAAAAGAAAAUCGUAGCAGUGUAAAUUAUGUUAUUAUAAGGGUUACGAUAACCCGUAUUUAUCCAUGGGUCUGGUCCAACCGGUCCUUAAAAAUAAAAUAAAUCCCAUAUGCCAUUAAAAUUGUUUUUAACAUUAAUUCAAUUACACCGAUAUAACUUAACACGCAUAGUUGAUAACACUAAAGUUAAGAGGUUUUUUUUUACAAGAAAGCUUGAGGCUUUUAGAGAUUCUACGAUUUCUUUAACGUUCCAAGACUACUGAAGAAUAUUUAUUAUUGAGCAAAGGUUUUGUUUUACUCAAAAAACAAUAAUCCGAAUGGUCUGUUCAAUGAUCAAAACUGGAAUUUGAUUGAAAUGGAUUAGGGCUAAACCUUCGGGAUUCCACUGUACUGUAUAUACGUGCUACAAAAGUUUGUGUAGGCACACUCAUACACACUUUUAUCCGUCAAAUCUGAACGUAUGUUCCGAAAAAAUUGUGAAUAUAACCACGUAAGCACAUCGCAUAUGCCGUAAUAUGUAAUAUGUAUAAAAAAUAAGUAAAAAAAAAAGUCUUUGCGUGUUGAUACAUAUUUUCUACAUCCGUGGAAUCAUUCAUUCAAAAUGAUUAAAGUAUGAUGAUAUCAGAAUCUGUAAAUAUAUAAAGUGUCAUUGUGAUGCAGUCCUUUGCAAACUUGAAUACAAACGCAAUACACUUUG
This is a messenger RNA of Lethenteron reissneri (Far Eastern brook lamprey), 3658 nucleotides long. RefSeq names its product tyrosine-protein kinase HCK-like. The record is from RefSeq and is a predicted model, not a curated record. Gene Ontology annotation, biological process: protein phosphorylation. Gene Ontology annotation, molecular function: protein tyrosine kinase activity; ATP binding; protein binding. Lineage: Eukaryota; Metazoa; Chordata; Hyperoartia; Petromyzontiformes; Petromyzontidae.